Rotaria socialis is the source of this 1737-nucleotide messenger RNA. NCBI's taxonomy places the organism in Eukaryota, Metazoa, Rotifera, Eurotatoria, Philodinida, Philodinidae. The record is from the annotation of a GenBank genome assembly.
AUGUAUAUAUUUAGUGAAGCGGCUUAUUUCGGUUUUUUGCAAUUUACAUAUUCAAACAAUGCCAAUAAAAAUGUCGAUGAUACUGAAGAAAACGACUGCUUAUCAUCGUUCGUUCAUCUUGCUGCCAGUACAAGACCUUGGUCACUAGCAAAGCUCAUCGAGGCGUAUCAGCUUCGUGCUCCUGAUUUCAUUCUAUCAAUUCAGACGGGCAACGUUUAUGACAAUGAUCCACAUAAACAAAAAUCUGGUAUUCAAACCGAAACUGAACGUGCUAUUCAACACGGUCUGACUGACACAGCAAGGAUAACACAUCCAUGGGUUACGACAAGCUGCAUUAAUCAAGAUGUGAUCAAACUACUUGGAAACGCGUUGCAUAGGGACAUAUGUGGAAGGGAUGUUCCUUGCCUAGGUUUCUGUAGUUGGAACUAUGUACCAGGUGACCACCAGCCAGUAAAACAAAGCAGUACAACGUCAACAUUUUGUGAAAUGAGAUAUUCGAUGGACAAUGAACAUCCUCCUAUUCAUAAAUACAUGAUGACACCAAGCGCGAACUGUGAUAGUCUCAAUUCACAAGGACAACUAGAACCGAGUCACACUCAUUUUUUCUUCUUCGACGAUGGAUCGAAGGAUGUGAAAAAUAUGUUAUUGAAACGCCAGGAGGUCGAGCAUGAACUUAGUAUUAGCAAAGUAUUGAGAUCUCCUAUAUCUGGUUUUCAAGAAAAAAAUGCUGUAUCUGACAGCGAUAUUCCCAUUAUUAUGUUAUUAAUCGGUGGCGACUUCGCAACACUAGCCGCCACAUGUAAAGGCUUGGCGGUGGGAACACCAGUCGUUGUUGUACGAAAUACAGGCGGUAUCGCUGAUAUCGUCGCUCAACUUUGCCGAAAGUUAUCCCCGACCGAUGAACUGGCACAAUUUCGAAAAAGCAUAUACAUUGAAGAGUGCAAAAAGGAAUUAAAAAAGCUUUGUCUUAAAGAAAACGACGCUAGAGAACAAAAUGAAGAAAUUGGAAAAUAUGUGGAUGUUCUGAACGAAAUGGAAGAACUAAUUAUUGUUUUCGAUGCCAUCGAAUACAACGCUAAACUAGAAGAUACUAUUGCCGACGCAAUCCUGACGGGUAUAAAGUAUCAAAACGAGAACUGGGGGCAAUUUUUCGGUCAGAAUACCAAAGCAGCGCUUUUAUUAUGGUGUGCGGUAUGGGGCAAAGAUGAAUAUGCACGAGAACUAUUAACCGAUCGUAAAGCCGAGACUGCGGCAUCAGCAAACAAUGCGGAACAAGACAAAAAUCAGGUAAUUUCAUUAGCGCAACAAAUACUGUUCGAAGCUUUGCAUCGAAAUACCGUGCCAUUCGUCAGUUUGCUAAUGGAAUACGGCGCGUCAAUAGAAGAGUUGACAGAAGAACAACUCAUUAUUAUUUGUAUCAAAACUAUGAACGAUGAUGCCCUUGUUCUCAAUAAGUCACACGUCAAUUUCACCUCAGUCAAACGGGAUGCUAAAUUAAGUGAGCUUAAGAAAUAUGUAGAACAAAGAUAUAAUGGCUAUCUUCGGCAAUAUUUGAACCAUUAUGUUACAAAGGAAAACGACAGAGAAAAGAAGCGAACAAAAGGACAACUUGUACGUGAGCCUAUAGGAGAGCAAAAGAAUCAGACAGUUGCCAGUCUUCUUGCAGCUGAGAUUUAUGCCGCAGCAGCGAAUACAGCCACGAUAAACAAACAAAGUCUAAGAGCAAUUUCAGAGUAA